AUGGAUUGCCACCCGCAUCUAAGGUACGUCCGAAAUAGAGAUGGGAAGACAGCUGAUGAAUUAUUCGAAGAGAACCACUUGCGUUUAAGGAAAACAGCACAGAGGGAGAGUAUUGAAAUGAUCAACAGCAUCAUAGUUGUGGCAACCCUUUUCUGUACAGUGAAUUAUGCAGCAUUGUUUACAGUACCAGGAGGUUUCGAUCAGAAUUCUGGUGUACCUGUUCUCAACAAAGACAACACCUUCUACAAGUUCAUAGUGGUCGUUUAUUCAGCAAUACUUUGUUCCUUCAUAAGUUUGUCAGCUUUAUUAUCAUUCCAACGUUCUGCUUUUUACGUUGAAGAAUUCUAUAUUUCUUUGCCUUUAAAAGCUAGUGCUGCUUCUAUUUGUUUGAUGUUGGCUGGGAUCUUCACUGUCACUGCUUCUGCAUUAGCAUUAAUUCUUGAAAGCAAGAGAGUUAACUCCUUCAUCUUACUUUGCCUAUUGCCUGGAUGCUCUUUAGAUUAG
Molecule: messenger RNA, 504 nt
Organism: Nicotiana attenuata
Lineage: Eukaryota; Viridiplantae; Streptophyta; Magnoliopsida; Solanales; Solanaceae
Product: ankyrin repeat-containing protein NPR4-like
Exons: 2
Coding region: 1-504 (167 amino acids)
Source: RefSeq, a predicted model, not a curated record